UUAAAUUUUUUUUCUCAUUUUUUUGUUGUCAAUUAGCAUUUACCCCUGAAAAACCUCUAAAAACCUCAGUUGAGUCCUGAGGCUGAAACAAACACCCAUAGUGCGAAACAACUCUUAGCAUUUCGAUAAGGUUAUACUGAUAAUCAUGUCAAGAGGAGCAAACAAGCUGGUAGAACAAGUGAAGCAAUUCGCAGAUUCUCAAUACAAAUUUAUAACUAAGCAUUAUGGACAGCAGCUUAUUGACAUUUUUGAAUUCCCCAUUAAAGUUGUUCUUUCACCUUUCACUCUUGCUUAUGACAUUGCUGGUUCUGCCCCUCGUGGCUUUGGAAUUCCCAAAUUCAUCUCUCAAGUUUCUUAUUCUGCCAUUUUUGUAGUUGCUACUCUUGGAACUUGGGAUAUCGCGUUCGAGCUAGGGAAGAAGGUGAUAUGUCAAAGAGAUUGCCGAACUUGUAAUGGAUGGCAGGCAUUACAGUGUACUAUGUGCAAAGGCACCGGGGAGGUACGCUAUCAAGUGAAAAAUUACACCUUGAAGAGUGGAGAAAAAACCACAGCUGAGUCUGUUGCAGAUGCAAUUGUCAAUAAUCAAGCUGAGCUGUUUCAUGUUCCUUCUGCCCUUGAUUUCCAUUCACCAUUGCCAUCAAAGGAUUGUCCUACUUGUGAUGGAACAGGUGUGAUGAAAUGUCCUGAAUGCAAGAAUAAAUUACAGAUUCGGAUCUCUGCUGAUGAUAUUAUGGAGCCUCCUUGGCAAGCUUAUAAGGUCUUGAAGAAAAUGGACUAUCCAUAUGAGCAUAUUGUCCAUAGCAUGAAGGAUCCAAGCAUUGCUGCAUUUUGGCUUCUUACCAUGCCACAAAUUGUUGGUGGAUUCAACUUUGAUGAUGAAGUAAAACAGAAAAUCUGGUGGCAGUACAAGGAUUCAAUGCGUUAUGAUCAAUUGCGAGAUGUGGUGGCUCAACGACAGCCUGGAUGGGAAUAUUUGCAACAGGCUUUAGUUUCACUUGAUCCUGUCCGUGCUAGAGAUGAUCCUGUCGUAGUAAAAAAUGUUCCUUACUACAAGGCAAAAAAGGCACUAGAGAUGGAAGUCAUGAAGAUAACUCCUCCUCCACGACCAAAAAAUUGGGGAGAAUUAAAUCUUCCAUUAGAUGCAUCUUCAUGGAGCAAGGAUGACCUUAAGGAUCCUAAGAAACUGUAUGAGAUGACUGUUCUUCUCAAUGCUCAAAGGGAGAUUGCUGAAAAAAUUUUGGAUGAUCAGUGGGAGACAAGAUGGCGACAGAAUAAGUUGAAUGAGAUGCUGGAUGAGAAGGUGCGACCUUAUAUUCAAAAUGCUGAGAAGGUUGGUCUCUCUCCACCAAUCGUCAUGCAUCCAGCAGCUGAAGAUAAAAAGGGAUCAAAUCUUCCAUUAGAUGAAUCUUUUUGGAGUAAUGAUGACCUUAAAGAUCCUAAGAAACUGUAUGAGGCAACGGUUCUUCUCAACGCUCGAAGGGAAACCUCUGAGAAAAUAUUGGUUGAGCAGUUAGAGGCAAAAUUGGAACAGAAUAAGCAGAAGUCAAGGCCACGAAGAUGGUGGUUCUUUUGAUGGAAGAUCAUACAAACACAGUGUUGUAUUUUGAGAGACUGCUUGUUGCAUCAGGAGCCUGUUAGAUACUUCUAUUUUCUUAGAAUUUUCAUUGCCUUUUGUUCAUUCAAAACUUUUUAAUCGCCAGAUUGCAUUCUGUUUCAAAUGUCUUUAUAUUCUGAUAGUUAUUGGUCGUGUAAAUCGAAAACGCAAUAUUUUUUCUUUGUUUCGACUUAGAAGAGAUCAGAUCAGAUCAGACUAGUCUGUCAAUUUCGGCACAAAA
Molecule: messenger RNA, 1835 nt
Organism: Amaranthus tricolor (Joseph's coat)
Lineage: Eukaryota; Viridiplantae; Streptophyta; Magnoliopsida; Caryophyllales; Amaranthaceae
Exons: 13
Coding region: 146-1573 (475 amino acids)
Cellular component (GO): chloroplast
Source: RefSeq, a predicted model, not a curated record